Molecule: messenger RNA, 1634 nt
Organism: Branchiostoma floridae (Florida lancelet)
Lineage: Eukaryota; Metazoa; Chordata; Leptocardii; Amphioxiformes; Branchiostomatidae
Product: nmrA-like family domain-containing protein 1
Exons: 4
Coding region: 236-727 (163 amino acids)
Source: RefSeq, a predicted model, not a curated record
AUUAUUGCACGGUCACCUCUUUAUUUCCCUACAGGGCGCACACGGAGUGUUCGUGGUGACCAACUAUUGGGAAUAUUUGGACAAGGAGAGGGAAAUCAAACAGGGCAAGGCCAUAGCCGACGCCGCCAAAGCUGCCGGUGUGAAACAUGUGGUGUUUAGCGGCCUGGAGAAUGUUCAGAAGAUCGCGGGGUUUCCCUGUCCUCACUUUGACGCCAAGGGGCAGGUAGAGGAGUACAUGACUUCCAUAGAACUGCCGAUGACCUUUGUCAGAUACCCCUUCUACUAUGAGAACUACAUCUCUUCUCUAAAGCCACAGAAACUGGAAGAUGUGACGUACGUUUUGGGAGUCCCGAUGGAGGGAGCUGAAAUGGACGCGGUCAGUGCAGCAGACAUGGGUCCUGCUGUCCGGGCGAUCUUCAACAACAGGGCGGAAUGGCUGGGCCGGACUGUGGGCUUCAGCGGAGACAGACUCACCAUCCAGCAACAUGCGGAGAUUCUUUCCAAACACCUUGCACCGAAGGUGUUCAAGGCCAGCGAUAUGACAGCUGACGCGUUUGCCCAACUGGGUUUCCCUGGUGCCGACCACCUCGGAAACAUGUUCAAGUUCAACAGACUUCACAACCCUGACCGGAGUGUGGAGCUGACCCGCCAGCUACACCCCGCCGCCAAGAGCUUCGACACGUGGGUGGCAGAGAACAAGGAGGCGCUGCUAAAGGCACUAGACUAGCUAGUGUCUCAGUUCAGACAUUGCCAAUAACUCGUCAUACAUCUGAAGACGUCUUCACGGUUGUUUUUAUUUUCUAAACUUGUUCAUGCACACAGUCUACAUAUCUAUAAAGAUACAGAUAUAAUAUAGUACAUUCGUUCUGUAUUUUCAUAUAUAUGUAGAUCGCCUUGGGUAUGCAUAAGUACAUGGAUUGCAUCAUUACCUCCGAGAUAUUGUUUUCGGCCUGUUUGCUUGUUUGUAUUGGUGUCUUUUCAAGUUUUUUUUUUCGCUGGCCCGGGUCCAAGUUUGUUCCGGACUGAGUUGUAAGCAGAGACUGGCAGGAAGUGAUGGUUGAGCUGGCCUGCGUACAAAUUUCUUCGGCAGGCUUACAAAAGUGAAGGUUGGCAUGUGGCAGAAAGUCAGGAACCCGGAGAUUGUAUAAAGGUACACAAGGAUAGUAUGUGGCAGAGAAUGGAGCUUGUGAUAUGUGAAAUGGAUAUGGUUCAUGGUCAAGAAUAUGUACAGAAACUCUUUGUUUUCGGUUUAAAUUUCUUGAUAAGAGAAUCGAUGAUAUAUGCUAUGACUAAUAUUGAUAAAAAAAAUUGUGCAUCAAGGAACUGCUUCAGGCGGAAUAAGAAACAAAAAAAAAAUGACUAUACAAGCAACUUAACAAUACGGAAUAAAGUGGGCUGAGAUAAUAAAAACAUUGACUGCCUCUCUCGAUAAUCAAAGUGAUCAAGAUGAUGAAGUGAUUAAGGCCAGAUGAAGGUGUCUUAAGAUAGACCGCGAAACUUAAGUUUGCGUUUUAAGAUGGCAAUGUUCGAGGUAUUUCAACUAUUAUUUCAUUAGAAUUAUUCGGUACAAAUAUGUCAAAAUCGUUUUUCAUCAGAAAAUAGCGGCACAAAAGUCAAUCAUGACUUGCAUACGA